Molecule: messenger RNA, 10186 nt
Organism: Mycena citricolor
Lineage: Eukaryota; Fungi; Basidiomycota; Agaricomycetes; Agaricales; Mycenaceae
Source: the annotation of a GenBank genome assembly
UGUUUGAAUCCACAUUUGUAUUCCGCAACAAGUAAACUAACCACUACUUAAGACGCGGUGAUGUCUCCAUAUUGAAUCCCGUGAACCAGAACGUCAUGCCCGCUCUUAUGUGCUUCCCGCUGCGACUGAAUCGAAUAUUAUCCCUCGACAUUUACGGGCUUUCUGUUCAACAUCACGCGAAUCAGUCAAAUCGAGGUGAAAAGCAGGAGUGGGCCUCGGGCGACGCACGGCAUAAGUUGACACACGUGAACUUGUUGGGCGUGCACUCGGAGGACGUCGGGAAGCGGGCGCAGCAGCUGCGGCAGUGCUCGAGGCACCACUGUAAUGCAUUUGUCCGUCAUCGCGCGGACUCAGCGGAUGGGCGGAUGGGUGUGACGUACGUCGACGGGCCCUUGCCCGGGGCAGUCUGCGGACUGAGCGAGGACGCCCGUAGACGCGGCGAGCAGGGCGAGGGUCGAGAGAAGCAGGCUGAACCGCAUGUCGAUUUGUGUUUUUUUCGCGGGUGUCUCGGGAACCUUCCCCAGGGCUCAUCCCGUUCUUAUACUCGUCAAGCCUCCGUGGGCAAGUUGCGCCGGAGAUUUGCGGGCAAUCAGCGCCCGAUAGAUAUGUUUGUAAGUAUCAACGCACCGUUGUACACAGCGGUGGCAGAGAAGCCGUGUCUAUCAGUUGAGCCGAUUAGAUCAAAACCGGCUCGAGCGCGGGGGCACCGUGACGUGAUCGCUACUUGUGGUCUCCUCCACGGUCCAAUUGCGGCAACGACCCCGGCAAUGUGAAUGAAGCGCCGUGUUCUGUCGAUGCUGACCGCUGAACUUUAUCUCACACUCGUAACAUGAAGGGGAUCCGGUCCGCCUCGACCCGUCAGCCCAGUCCACUUCAUGUCUGCGGUUCCAAUCAAGCUGAAGACGAUUCUCGAGAAAGGCCGCUCCCCGGACGGAUAGUUUCGAGGCUUAGAUUUGGCAUUACGGACUGACAACCAGUGACAAGAUGGCUUGUUGGACGACUCUAUCCGACUCUCGCAGUCUUUGAUUAGAUGGCAAUCAAUCCAUGGCUAGCCCGACUCAGGCCCAAUCUACACGAGUGAAUCCCGCCCAUAUCGUCGAUUUUGACGGGUCCUUUGCAUUUCGUGGUCAAGUGAUAUAUUUGCUCAAAACGGAUCAAUACCUAGAACCCUCAGCGCCCCACUGAAGCCGGUCAAUACCAAUCCACGUCGCCACCCUCGGGACGACUCACGGCAAUCGUUGAUACAGAGGAUCGGACUCGGGUGCGUGGCGCCGACGCACUCCUCGUCGGUCGGAUGAGCAGCGCAGCACUCGGCGCAGAAGUUGUGGCAUUGCUGCGCGGGGGAUGUCAGCCUCUGGGUCGAGGCGGCCGCGGGUGCCAGAAUGAGUAGUACUGACCGCGGCGGUCCCGUGCCCGAUGCAGACUGAUUGCCCGAGGAUGCGCGUCGACACGGUCAGCACGACCAGGGUGGACAGGAGCAGGUGGAAGCGCAUGGUUCGAUCUGCGGCUGCAGCGGUUUUGCCGUUCUCGCCAGCGGCUUCUUAUACUGACUGACUGCCCGGACUGGGAUGUCAUCGAUCAGAACAUGGCUGAGUGCGCGCGUUUUGACGGUCAGGCCCUGGAUGGCCCGUCACGACCUUUAUCAAGCGCACUUGAGCUGGUGUCGGAUAGUCUGUCUCUGACGUCUGGAAUUUCGCUCGACAUGUGCAAUGAACGAUACCGAGCCUCAUACUACAUACGUAACGAUCCUCAUAUGCUGACUACGCGAGUUCCGAACAUCAGCACCCGCGAGCUGUUGUGCCACAAAAAAAAGCACUCACGGCAAUCAUUGAAGCAGGGCGUGGACGUGCCCGGAUUGUGCAUACACUCCUCGUCCUGCGGAUUCGCAGCGCAGCAGUGCGCGCAGAGCGUGCGGCAUUCCUGCGGCCGUCGUGCGUCAGCGCGAACAGGAGCGUGGACUGGAAGCAGGGACUAAGGAGGACGACGGACCGACGGCGAUGAUUUGAAUGCGCAUACGCUUUGGCCGAGAGUGCGCGGUGUCGAGAUGCAGAUCACGACCAGGAAGGUCGAGAGGAAGAGGCAGGUCAAUCGCAUGAUCAGGGCUGGGUUUCAAUUUUUGAGUCGCAACGCUGCUGCUGCUGCUGACCGACUUGGAUGAUGCUUUCUCACACAGACGCUUUAUACGCGGACGUAAACACGAUGGCGCGUGACGAGAUGCCAAGCUACCGCUCGAACGCUCAGUCUGACGGACACUGCCCUGACUUGUUUAGCACUCGCGCGUAGAUCCGUCACGACCUUUAUCAAACGCUCCCGGACCGGUCUAACCACACGCAACACAAAGGGCCUCGGAAGCGAAAGGAAAAGUACAUUGAUUUCGUUUCGUUUCGUUUCGUCUCGUUCAUUCAGAUUUGUUUACGUUGUCCGCCGACAGCGCGCGGAGGUCGCCCUGCAGACUCCAGAGGAUGCGCUCCAUCCGGGCGUUUUCCGCGCCGCCGUGCCCCGCGCUCCCGAACGCGCUGUCCAUCUCCUCGAGCGACUUGCCGUACGUCUCGGGCAGGACCCAGAUCGCAAAGGCGAUACCCAUCAGCAGGAACAUGAGGAAGAAUCUGGGUGGGCGGAUGGGCAUCGAUGCCAUGCGGAGGGAGCGGGACUUACAGGUAUGUUCCGUAGGUUAUGGCGGAGAGCAUGUCGGGGACGACGACCGACACGACGAACUGGGCGACUGACAUCAGAUGAUUCCUUUUGGAGCAGAGCGGAACGAACAUUGGUCAUCCAGUUCGUCGAUGCGCCUAGAGCGACGCCGUGCGCGCGGGUGGACAGUGGAAACACUUCAGAUAUAACCUAUCACAGCCAUCAACGCUCAGCAUGCCCCAGAAAACCGACAACGACUCACAGUCCACGACACCGGCCCUGCCCCACCGCGUAAGCAAAUUCAACAUAUCCAGUUUCUUUUCGAGACGCACCCCACGACAUGCCGAAAAACGCUACAUACAACCACAGAAAUACAGCCGUCGACCAGGCCGCGGCCGUAUUUUCCCAGCGCGGCUGGUACGUCGCGGAUAGCGCUGCGACGAGGAUGAGCAUCGCUGCCAUGCCCGCGCCGCCCACAAUCAGCAGGGGCCGGCGGCCGAUCCGGUCGAUCGUCGCAAUCGCCGGGAGGGUGGAUAUCACGAACACCACUGCGCGGGUGGAUCAGAUGUGUGAAGGCGGGGGACUCUAGGUGGCGGCGGCGGCUGCGGCGUACCUCCGAUGACGCCUGCUGCGAGGAGCGACACGGUGUGUCCUGGGAGGCCGAGGGACUGGAAUAUCGUCGGGGCGUAGUAUACCUAGGCGGGCCGAGAGAGGCAAUCGAUCAGCGUCGACAUACUACGGCAAAUUCCAGUGUCGUACGAUUGCAUCGAUCCCGGUCCUGAGGAGUCGAUCAGUUCAGCGGACAGGCAAAAGGCGAAGAGAAGGGGGUAAAGUACAUUUGUUGGAAGAAUUGGGUGAGACACGCCACUGGGAGACAAGUCUGUCAGCCUGGACCCGUUCGCUGAUUGCCCGGUACAACGUACCGGCGGUUCGUUUGAACAUGUGCUUAGUUGCGAACAGCUCGCCGAACUGAGCGAUCUGCAAUUUCAGUUCCUUUCCUGCACCUUUGCCCAACAGGUGAGGGAAUCGCUCCGCGGUAACCUCGGCCUCUAAUAACAUCAAAAGCGACAAUUGAUGAAAUCAACCAGUCAGUCCUGAACACGGGCCAAAUACGACCACACCCACCAAACAUCGCCUCGGCCUGGAUCUCGACGAAUUCGAGCUGCACGAUCUCCGAGUCUGGCGGCAUGUUGCGCAGCCACGCGAGAGUCUCGAGCGCUUGGGCGUGGCGCCCCUUGCGGACUAGCCACCGCGGCGUGUACGGCAAUGUGAGCGUCAGACCGGCGAGGAGGAGGGCGGGGAUGCCUUGGCCGGCGAGGCAGAGCCGCCAUGAGACGGAAUUGGAGGCUGAGAUGAAGUUGGUCCCGUAGCCGACCCUGGUUGUUGGAUAAGCUAUCUGCGGCUUUGGAAAGGUAGAGAUGAGGGUCACCAGAAUGAGAUGCAAAUACCGGAAACGAUGGCCAGCUGUUGGAUUGAGACGAGCGUGCCGCGGAGCUCAGGAGGGGAGAUCUCAGAGUUGUACCUGGCGAGUGUGAGACUAUGGCCUCGAGGGCGCGGUAAAGCAUCGCGUACAAGGGUACCACUGCCGAUAGACUGCCGACCGCCCAGCCAAUAAAGAAUCUGCCGACGAACUGUGGGGAGUUGAAGAUAUGCGUGGAUUCGAGAACGAUGAGUUGAAUUACCAUCCAAGCGACAUUUUGCGCGCCGGUGGUCAAUGCGGUACCCAACAAACAUAUAAACGCGCCGACGAGCAGAGUCCACCGGCGAGACAGUCUGUCGCAUAGAUAACCCUUCAUGUCCGUGUCAGACUUGCGCAAUGGGGACUGGAUCAGCUGCUGCUGCGUACAUUCGAAAGUGCACCGGCCCAACCGCCAAGCCCCAGUGUGCUGUAAGUGCGUGUGAACGAGAAGCUCUGUCCUGUGCGAGCGACGGACGCACGAGACGCUCCACCCCUUGAACGACGAGUCGUGUGCGAUCCGGGCGAACUUGGGGUUGCUGGUGAACGCAUCCAUCACGAGGACCUGCGAAUACGCGCCCUGCUCGUAGCCUGCAGACGAGGGAUGUGUCAGAUGAGGGCACGAGUUCCCCGGCGGCGGGCCGCGCUGACCGUAGCAGAGGGCGCCCAAGGUGGUGGUCAUCGCGAGCCGGAGCAGCCGCGGGUUGUGGUACAGUCCAAGGAGGCCCGAUGGGCCGGCGAGCUCGGCGCGACGGGCCGCGUUGGUCGCUUGCAGCGCUGUGUGGUCCAUCGGGGGGAAAUGGGGGGCGAGAAGGGGGAGAACCGUGGCUGCCGGCACGUCUCGCUCUUAUAAAUUUAAGAAGACCGCGCGCCUGUCCCGGGGGGCGUCACCCGACUCUGGCACGGUGGAGGCUGAGUGGAGCUGUCGCUGACCCGGAAACCCAAAUGUGGGGCAGUCUCCUGACACGCGAGGAAAAGAACGAGUGAAAGCAUCAGAGAAGAUGAGAGGUCGGGCCUCGCGGUGAUGGCAUGACGUGUGGGGAUGGGCGCCGGGAUUAACCUUUUGACGCGCGUCGGUGACUUCAAGCAGCCGACGUGUGGCGGUGCGGGCGCCUUUCGCUUUGGUGCGCUGGGGAGGAGCUAUCGAUUGGGUGCAGGAUGAAAUAUUUGUGUGCGUCAUGUUACGAUGGCGGAGAUGUGAUAUAUGGUGAUACAUGAUGAUCUACAAGGUGUGUGAAGGACACGCUGAUGCAGGUCCGUCUACCCCGGAUGUUCAAAUCGCCGGACUGGUUACCCCACACUAUUUGCGCUGUCAUUCACAUGUCGCGCGGAUCGGGGGCUCGGACACUCGGUCCAGGGUCUCUCUAACAUGCACAUCCACUGCGCUCGGACAGUCACCCAACUGGUGUAAUCCGCAUGGGCAGGGAGCAAGCGAGUUUAACGCCGAGGGCUGCAGUAGGCAGUCGUGGGCACCCUCAUUCACGCACAGACAUGGCCGGUUUUACGACACUGGGAACAAGAUUGCUGCUGGUUACCAUCGUCAGAGAUGUCAGAUCGGGGCGGUAACCCCUGGAGAACUCGAUCGACGGUCUGAAUGGAUCGAUUGAGUGCUUGGGAGCGAAGCACCGAAGCCGGGAACAGGGCAGUGAGGCCGGAAAUAGUGCAGCGAGGCGACGAAGCGACCAAGGCUCAGGCCUCACAAGGUCGUGCAUCGAUGGUGCAGCAACGUGUCCAGCACGAGCUUGGGAAAGAACGAGAAACAUGAGUGAUUGGCUUGGCCGGGACGUGUUGCGGUACAUACAGCCGCAACUGAAUGGUGAUUGAGUCACUUGCGGCGACGCUUCCGAGCAACGGAGGGCUUGGGUCACGAGUCUGGCGAUCGCGGGGGACCGUUCCCGACUCGACUGGACUGGGGUUUUUCAGAUGCGAUCCAUAGAAGUCACAGAAAACACGCGAAAUGAGGGCAAGGAUGCAGCCAAACGCAAGACUGAGAUUGGGCAGGAUAGGCGGUUGAAAAUCGUGCUAGCCACGACUACGAGAGAAUCGACGGCCGGGAUCUUGGGCUCUUCCCAGAAAACCUGUAAAGGCAACAGCUGACCCGGAUUGCGGCUGUGCUGUGUGCCCGUGUUUGCGGAGCUUGAAAAAACGACGCUGCUGAUCAGUAAUCUCUACUUUCUCUUCUUCCCCCCAUUCUGCCGUAGAGGCUUUUCAGCCAACCUAGAUAUCGCCCAUAGAGCGUUCUUUGUCCUGUUAGCCUUGUCCGCAAUCACCAGAGAUCACCUCUUAACGCAUUUCCCACUCUCAAGAAUCUAGAAAUGCCCGCUGCUACCCCCGCUCCCGCUUCCCUCAAGGACUUCGACGUCCAGAGCCUUUUUGGUGCCGACAAAGCCAGCCGUGACGCAUCGGCCGCCUCGCUUGCUGCGCUCGCCCAAAAGCAGGGUCCCUCCGCCCUCACUGGCGUCACGGAUGCCAUCAUCAAGGCUCUCGGCGACAAAAAGUCUCCCGCUGCCCGCGAGGGUGCCGCAGACGCCGUCAAGACGCUCGCCAAGGAAGGCGGCGUCAAGGCCCUCGAGCCCACUUUCAUCAGCUCUGGGUUGUACGCCGCACUCAUUGAGGGCUUCGCCGACAAGUUGCCCGCUGCCCGGACAGCGGCUGUCGAGGCUGUCCGCGAGUACGUCGCUGCCAUGAACCCAUGGGCCUCGCCCAACGUUCUCCCCGCUCUUCUUCACGAAAUCAAAACCGCCGGCAAGUGGCAGAUCAAGACCGGUUCACUGGUCGUCCUGAACCAGCUCGUCACCAGCGCACCGACGCAGAUGGCUAAGCUGACGCCCGAGAUCGUGCCUGUCCUUUCUGAGGCCAUCUGGGACACCAAGACCGACGUGAAGAAAGCCGCCCGUGAUUCGCUCACGAAGACUACGGCUCUCAUUUCCAACAAGGACAUUGAACGCUUUAUUCCGGCGCUUAUCAACGCUUUGAUUAAUCCCGUCGAGGAGGUUCCGAACACCAUCGCCCUCCUCUCGGCUACCACUUUCGUUUCUGAAGUAGAUUCCCCGACUCUCUCCCUCAUGGUUCCUCUGCUGUCUCGGGGUCUGACCGAGAAGCUUACCGCCACCAAGCGGAAGGUCGCUGUCAUCAUUGACAACAUGGCCAAGCUUGUCGACUCGGCCGUCACUGUCCGACCUUUCAUUCCCAAGCUGCUUCCGGGUCUGCUGAAGGUCGAGACAACCAUCGGUGACCCUGAAGCCCGGGGUGUCGUCAACAAGGCCAUCGCGACCCUUCGCCAGGUCGGAGAGGUCCCUGCUGCCAGCGACGGUUCGGACUUGCCUCCUUUGAAGGUCGCUGAUGCCGCUGGUCUCGGCGCAUCUCUCGGUGCCAUCUACAAGAAGCUCAACGGCACAAUCGACCUCAAGGACGUCUCGGCUGUCUACGCUGCUACGCUCGCUUCCAACCUCGUCAACCAGCGCAACUUCGAUGUCCCUGAGUGGGACCUGCUCGCACCGUACUUGGCUGCGGUCACCACCACUCCGGAUGCCAUCACGGUCGCACGUGAGUGGGUCGUCAAGUCCGCUGUCGAGGGUGAGGACGAUGGUGCCGUCGAAGACGAUGAGGAGGAGGGCGAGGACCUGUGUAACUGCCAGUUCUCGCUCGCCUACGGAGCCAAGAUCUUGCUCAACACCGCCACCCUCCGCCUCAAGCGUGGACACCGUUACGGUCUGUGUGGUAAGAACGGAACCGGAAAGUCGACGCUCAUGCGUGCUAUCACGAAUGGCCAAGUCGAGGGUUUCCCCUCCCCCGACGAGGUCCGCACAUUCUACGUCGAGCAUGAUAUCGAUGGCAGCGAGGAAGACACCUCUGUCCUCGAGUUCAUCCUGUCUGACAAGCGUAUCCUCGCCACUAAGGAGGAGGUCAUUGACAGUCUCGCCUCUGUCGGCUUCAACGACGCUCGUCAACAGCACGCUAUUGGCAGUCUGUCUGGUGGAUGGAAGAUGAAGCUCGCGCUUGCCCGUGCCAUUCUCUUCCGUGCCGACAUCCUGCUGCUCGACGAGCCGACUAACCACUUGGAUGUCAUCAACGUCGCAUGGCUCGAGAACUACCUCACUGGUCUCAAGACCUGCACUUCCAUCAUCGUCUCGCACGACUCCAGCUUCCUCAACAACACCAUCACCGACGUCCUGCACCUGAACCGCUUCAAGCUCAGGAGGUAUCGCGGCAACCUGGAGAAGUUCGUCGCCACGGUGCCGGAGGCCAAGUCGUACUACACACUGCAGGCCGCCGAGGACUACCGCUUCAAGCUCCCGGAUCCUCCUCUCUUGGAGGGUGUCAAGACCAAGGAGAAGUCGCUGCUCAAGAUGCGGAAAGUCGGCUUCCAGUACCCGACGCAGCAGGUGCAGCAGUUGUUCGACAUCUCGCUGCAGGUCUCGCUCUCCUCGCGUGUCGCUGUGCUCGGCCCGAACGGUUCCGGCAAGAGUACGCUCGUGAAGCUGCUGAUCGGUGACAUGGAGGCCAACAAGGGUGGCGAGAUCUGGAAGCACCCGAACUUGGUCAUCGGCUACGUCGCCCAGCACGCGUUCCACCACAUCGAUCACCACCUGGACAAGACCGCGCUCGAGUACAUGUUGUGGCGUUACCAGACCGGUGAAGAUUUGGAGGAGAUGACCAAGGCCAACCGUAUCAUCUCCGAGGAGGAGGCGCAGAAGAUGAAGGACGGAUCUGCCAUCGUCAUCGAGGGCAACAAGCGCCUGAUCGACGAGAUCGUUGCCCGCAAGAAGCUCAAGCAGUCGUACGAGUACGAGGUCACACUUAAGGGCAUGUCCUCCUCCGAGAACAUCUGGCUUCCCCGUGAUGAGCUUAUCAAGCGUGGUUUCGAGAAGAAAGUGCUUGAGGUCGACACCCGUGAGGCACAGCGUCUUGGAUUGCUGCGACCGCUCGUCCGUCGCGAGAUCGAGAAGCACUUUGCUGACUUUGGUCUGGAGCCGGAGUUCGUCUCGCACAACACGAUGCGUGGUCUGUCCGGUGGUCAGAAGGUCAAGAUCGUGCUCGGCGCUGCUACAUGGCGUCGUCCCCACGUCAUCUGUCUCGAUGAGCCUACCAACUACCUUGAUCGUGAAUCGCUCGCUGCCCUUAUCGAGGCGCUCAAGGUCUUCGAGGGUGGUGUCCUGAUCAUCACGCACAACCGGGACUUCUCCGAGUCGAUCUGUUCUGAAGUCUGGGCCAUGCGUGACGGGCGUCUGGAGGCAUCUGGCCACAACUGGGUUGAGGGCCAGGGCUCUGGACCCCGUAUCGACAAGGCUGAUGGCGAUGAGGAGGUCCAGUACGAUGCGAUGGGUAACAAGAUCGAGGUCAAGAAGGUCAAGAAGAUCAGCGCGUCCGAGGCUAGGAAGCUCAAGAAGGAGCGGAUGGCACGGAAGAAGCGUGGUGAGGAUAUCACUGACGACGAGCUCUAAUCGCUGCCGCCGGUUGUUUCAUGUUCUAUUAUCCCUCUGUCCAUGUUUCUGUUGUUCUUUACGCUCAAUGUUUCCGUACGCCGCAUCGCAUGUAUCCUGUCUAACGUAUUCGCCAUCGUGCGGGAAUGAAUCUACUACACACUUUCUAUGUUUCUCACUUGGCCACGCUAUCUGCUCUUUGAAAGGAUGAAAGGAUGAAUGCUGCUCAGCUGACUUGGGUUCUAAACUUGAAUGUAGCAGCGGUACUACUAUAUAAAAGAACCUGCCAGGGGGGUGAGACGACGCACUGUUGUCUGUCGAAACCAUGCGCUUCACCGCCCUGUUCUCUGUCCUCGCGGCCCUCGUCAUGCUUGACGUGCAAGCCCAGACUACACCGCCGGACCGUUCCUGCCUUGGGCAUGGCGAUGCAGUGGGCUGCGCGGAGUUCUGUCGCUCGUGCUGCGCCCUGUUCCCGAAUGCCGCCGAGUGCGAGAGCCUGUCUGCGUGCAAGAUUGAUUGUCAGGGACUGUAGCAUAACUGCGGAUCGUGUGGCGGCUCUGGCACGUUCGUGAGGUUGUACUUUGUGUAUCGGAAUUCGAAUGUGGGAUGUGAGGAAGCGCGUGAACCGAGGAUCCCAAUUUGGAACCAGACCCGAUACGGGGUGGUCCGUAUCGUA